Heterocephalus glaber (naked mole-rat) is the source of this 7847-nucleotide messenger RNA. It is a transcript of the gene Tep1, whose product is annotated as telomerase associated protein 1. NCBI's taxonomy places the organism in Eukaryota, Metazoa, Chordata, Mammalia, Rodentia, Bathyergidae. Gene Ontology annotation, molecular function: telomerase RNA binding; protein binding; telomerase activity. Gene Ontology annotation, cellular component: telomerase holoenzyme complex. The record is from RefSeq and is marked provisional. Gene Ontology annotation, biological process: telomere maintenance via recombination.
CGCUUCCACCCAUCCCAGUGGCCUCAAACGCGGGCCGAAUUCUGCUUCUGUUUUCCCAGGACCUAGGCGACCCCAGCAGGUUCUAAGCUUCUCUCGAAGGCGCAUUCUAGUUGGGCUGCAGCCAUGGAGAAACACCAUGGGCCUGUGUCUGUCCACCCAGACAUCCUGUCCUUGGAGAACCGGUGCCUCGCCAUGCUUCCUAACUUGCAGCCCAUGGAGAGACCUCGUGGAUAUAUGCCAGCUCACUCAGACAUCCUCUGCUUGGAGAACCGGUGUCUGGCCAGAAUUUCUGACUUGAAGUCCACGGGAAAACUACAUGGGCAUGGGGCUGCCCACCCUAGCAUCCUGUCUGUGGAAAAUGGGUGCCUUAGUUCCAUCCCCAGUGUAAAGAGCAGCAUGUCUGCCAGUCCCUUGCUCCAGUGUCUCCAGCCUCCUUGCAUGAUGCAUGCUAAUGUGAGCAGCCUGAACACCAGCAAAUGCCUGCUCUCUGAGCCUCCAAGCAGCAGGAGGGCUCAGUGUGUGUCUGCAACAGAGACAGUUCAGGGUGCUCUAUGCUAUUCAAAAGAAGAGAAAAAGUCAGAAGCAAUGGAAGGGGACGGGGACCAGAUGCCUAUUUAUAGCCUAAGCUUGGGAGAAGAGGAGGAGGUGGAGGAGGAAUUGGCCCUGCAGCUUGCCUCUGGCCACUCUGAAUCUCAUCCUGAGACCAGUGACUGGGACCUUCAGGAAAAGAAGAUGUGUCUGAUGACUAUCCUGUGCUCCAUUGUGGCCUCAAAUGUAAACAUGAACAAUGCUCGUGACCUCAGCCGUUCCAUCCAUUGUAUCUGUUCCGAACUUUCCUCCUUGGAGCCUGAGUUCAUCCUCAAGGCAUCUUUGUACGCCAGGCAGCAGCUGAACCUGCGGGAUGUGGCCAACAAGGUCUUGGCGAUUGCUGCCUUGUUGCCCGCCUGCCGCCCCCACCUGCGACGCUAUUUCUGUGCCAUCGUCCACUUGCCUUCCGACUGGAUCCAGGUUGCGGAGUUCUACCAGGACCUGGCUAAAGGGGAUGAGAAUAAGCUGGUGCCACUGCCUGCCUGCCUCCGGGCUGCCAUGACUGACAAAUUCGCCCAGUUUGAUGAGUACCAACUGGCUAAGUACAAUCUUCGGCAGCACCGUGCCAAGAGACGCCCCCGCCGGCCACCCCGCCCUCCCAAGACAGAACCUCCGUUUUCUGGGCGACUACAUGUUCUAGGAUUCCUUUGGUCUCUUACAGAUGUACAGACGAAGUUCGAGGUGGCCUACGAUGCAGAGAAAAAGAAUCCAUCAUGGUUCACCCUGAAGAAGUUGGUACAGCGGCUGCAUAUCCAUAAGCCUGCCCAGCAUGUCCAAGCCCUGCUGGGCUACAGGUACCCCUCCAGCCUACAGCUCUUUUCUCAGAGUCGCCUCCCUGGGCCAUGGGAUUCUAGCAGAGCUGGGAAACGCAUGAAGCUCCCAAGACCAGAGACCUGGGACCGGAAGCUGAGCCUUCAGGGAAACAAAGCUUCCGUCUGGGAGGAGCUCAUUGACAGUGGGAAGCUUCCCUUCAUGGCCAUGCUUCGGAACCUGUGCAACCUGCUGCGGGUGGGAAUCAGCGCUCGCCACCACGAACUCAUCCUGCAGCGGCUGCAGGACACGAAGUCAGUGAUCCACAGUCGGCAGUUUCCGUUCAGAUUCCUUAAUGCCCAUGAUGCCAUCGAUAACCUCGAGGCUCAACUCAGAAAUAAAGCGUUGCCCUUUCCUUCCAAUACACAACUGAUGAGACGGAUCAUGACUAGAAACGCAAAGUCUAUCAGGAAAUAUCCAAGGUACCUGUGCAACCUACGUCGAUCGCAGCUUCGGACAGCAAUGAUGGUACCUGUGCUGUAUGAGCAGCUCAAGAGGGAAAAGCUAAAAAUUCGCAAGGCCAGACAGUGGAAAUGUGACACUGAGAUGCUUGGCCGGUAUCGACAGGCCCUGGAGGUAGCUGUGAACCUCUCUGUGAGGCACAGCCUGCCCCCGCUGCCAGGCCGCACCCUUUUGGUCUAUAUGACGGAUUCUCGAGCAGACCUGCUGUGUCCCAAGAGCAACACACAAGGGCCCCCCCUGAACUAUGUGCUGCUACUGAUUGGAAUGAUGAUGGCGCGGGCAGAGCAGGCAGAGGUCUUGCUGUGUGGAAGAGGCACUGUGAAGACUGCCGUGCUUGUGGCGGAGGACGCUAUCCUGAAGACGGCCAUCACACUCCAGGCUCAAGUCCAGGAGAUGGAGGAAGUGGAUGAGUGUCCUCUGACUACUUUUGAGAAGUACCUGCUGUCUCUGGCUGUCCAAAGGGUCCCUGUGGACAGGGUCGUCCUCUUUGGUGAAAUGCUUCGUAGCCCGAUUGUAACUGUAGCCAAACAUAUUAUCUGGAAGCAUGUGAAUCCCAAGUGUCUCUUUGUUGAUGUCCGCGUAAGGAAACCAUACCCAUAUUCCGAGUUCCAUCCCAAUCACGUGACACUCUCAGGCUGUACGGACGGGAUACUGAAGUUCAUUGCAGAGAGUGGGGCCUCCCGUCUCCUAGAACAUGUGGACCAGAUGGACAGAAUAUUCAGGAUACCACCCGCCCCGGGAAAGACACAGGUCCUGACUCUCCGGCCACUGGAAGUGGAUGCUCCCAGCCCCUUGGCUCCUGUGUUCCAGCAUGGCUGGCGCAGCAUCCGGCUGUUCAUUUCUUCCACUUUCCGGGACAUGCAUGGGGAGCGGGACCUGCUGUUGAGGUCCAUGUUGCCAGCACUGCAGGCUCGUGCCGCCCCCCACCGCAUCAGCCUUCACGCUAUCGAUCUACGCUGGGGUGUCACUGAGGAGGAGACCCGCAGGAACAGACAACUGGAAGUGUGCCUUGGAGAGGUGGAGAACUCACAGCUGUUCUUGGGCAUUCUGGGAUCCCGCUAUGGCUACGUUCCCCCCAGCUACGACCUUCCUGACCAUCCCCACUUCCACUGGGUCCAGCAGUACCCGCCAGGGCGCUCUGUGACAGAGCUGGAGGUGAUGCAGUUCCUGAAUCGGGAUCGAUGCACACAGCCCUCCGCCCAGGCUCUCAUCUACCUCCGGGAUUCCAGUUUCCUCAGCUCUGUGCCAGAUAUGUGGAGACCUGACUUUGUUUCUGAGUCUGAAGAGGCUGCACAGCGGAUCUCAGAACUGAAGAGUUACCUCAGCACACGGAAGGAGAUCACCUGUCGAGGAUACUCCUGUGAGUGGGGCGGCACGGCAGCUGGCCGGCCCUAUGCCGGGGGUCUCGAGGAGUUUGGGCAGUUGGUUCUCCAGGAUGUGUGGAGUGUGAUCCAGAAGCUCUACCUACAGCCUGGGGCCGAGCUGGAGCAGCCAGUCUCCAUCCCGGAUGAUGACUUGGUCCAGGCCACCUUUCAGGAGCUGCGGAGCCCAGCGAGGCCUGCCCGGCUGCGGCUGCUUCAGGACACAGUGAGGCAGCUGGUGCUGCCCCAUGGGAAGCUGAGCCUAGUGACUGGGCAGUCAGGACAGGGCAAGACCACCUUCCUGGCAUCCCUUGUGUCAGCUCUACGGGCUCCUGUUGGGGCCAAGGUAGCACCCUUAGUCUUCUUCCACUUCUCAGGGGCCCGCCCUGACCAGAGUCUUGCCCUCAGCCUGCUCAGGCGCCUGUGUAGCUACCUGCAUAGCAAAUUGCACAAAGUGGGCGCCCUCCCCAGGACUCACCGAGGCCUGGUGUGGGAGCUUCAGCAGAAACUCCUGCCUGAGUCUGCUCAGACCCUGCAGCCUGGCCAGACCCUGGUCCUGAUCAUCGAUGGAGCUGACAAGUUGGUGGACCAGAAUGGUCAGCUGAUCUCAGAUUGGAUCCCACAAUCCCUUCCCCGGUGGGUACACCUGGUGCUGAGUGUGUCUAGUGACUCCGGCCUUGGGGAGACCCUUGAGCAGAGCCAAGGUGCUUACGUGGUAGCCCUGGGGCCUCUGGCACCCUCUGCCCGGGCCCAGCUGGUGAGAGACGAGUUGGCGCUCUACGGGAAGAGGCUGGAUGAGUCUCCUUUCAACAACCAGAUGCAGCUGCUGCUAGUGAAGCGGGGCUCAGGCCUGCCCCUCUACCUGCGCCUGGUCACGGAUCACCUGAGGCUCUUCACGCUCUAUGAGCAGGUGUCUGAGAGGCUUCGCACCCUGCCCGCCACUGUCCCCCUGCUGCUGGAUCUGAUCCUGAGCACCCUGGAGCAGGAGCACGGCCAUGAUGUCCUUCCCCAGACCUUGGCCACCCUGGAAGUCACACGCAGUGGUCUGACUGAGGACCAGCUGCAUGCAGUGCUGAGUGCGUGGCAGAUUCUACCCAAGGGCACUAAGAGCUGGGAAGAAGCCGUAGCUGCUGGGAACAGUGCAGAGCCCUACCCCAUGGGCCUGUUUGCCUACCUCGUGCAGAGCCUGUGCAGUUUGCUAGGGGAGGGCCCUCUGGAGCGCCCUGGUGCCCGACUCUGCCUCCGGGAUGGGGCCCUGAAGACAGCAGUCAAACGUCGCUAUGGGAAAAGGCGAGGGCUACAGCAUAUGGCACAUGUCCUUAUUGCAGCUCAGCUCUGGAAGACGUGCAACCCUGAUGCUUCAGGCUCCUUCCAAAGUUGUCUUCCGGAGGCUCUGGGAGACCUGCCUUUCCACCUGCUCCACAGCGGGAACCACGCCCUUCUUGCCAAGUUCCUCAGCAGUCUCCCCGUGGUGGCCGCGCACCUGGACUUGGGUCUGGUUCCCCAGCUCUUGGAGGCACACACCCUCUAUGCUUCUUCAGUCCCUGAGGAAGACCAAAAGCUCCCUGAGGCUGAUGUUGCAGCUUUCUGCACCUUCCUGAGGCAGCAGGCCCCAGUCCUGAGCCGCUACCCCCUGCUUCUGCGCCAGCAGGCAGCCAACCAGCCUGCAGACUCGCCUCUCUGCUUUCAGGCCCCCCUGCUCUCCCAGCAAUGGCACCGCUGGCCUAUACUACGAUGGCUUAAUAAACCCCAGACCGUGGAGGGUCAGCAGAGCUCCAGCCUGUCUCUGGUGAUUUCCUCAACCCCCACUGCUGUAGCCAUCUCUUUUAAUGGGCAAAGAGCAGCUGUGGGCACUGCCAGUGGGAUGGUUUACCUUUUGGACCUGAGGACCUGGCAGGAGGAGAAGUCUGUAGUGAGUGGCUGUGACGGAAUCUCCUCCUGUGCUUUCCUCUCGGACAGUGCCCUGUUCCUCACCGCCUUUGAUGGACUCCUGGAACUCUGGGACAUGCAGCGAGGUUGUCGUGUGCUCCAGACCAAGGCUCACCAGUACCAAAUCACGGGCUGCUGCCUGAGCCCAGACCAGCGGCUGCUGGCCACCGUGUGCCUGGGCGGGUGCCUAAAGCUGUGGGACACAGUCCGUGGGCAGCUCUCCUUCCAGCACACUAGUGCCAAGCCCCUCAACUGCACCGCCUUCCACCCAGAGGGGCAGGCCAUAGCCAUUGGCAGCUGGGCUGGCAGUGUCAGCUUUUUCCAGGUGGACGGACUCAAAGCCACCCAGGAUCUGGGGGCUCCAGGAGCCUCUGUGCGAACUCUGGCCUUCAGUGCAACUGGGCAGCUUGUGGCUGUAGGCCGGCUGGACAGGACGGUGGAGCUGUGGGCCUGGCAAGAGGGGUCGAGGCUGGCUGGCUUCCCUGCCCACUGUGGCUUUGUUUCUGCUGUGCUUUUCCUGCAUGCCCAAAGCCAGUUACUGACGGCUGGAGAGGACGGCAAGGUUCAAGUGUGGUCAAGCUCCCUGGGGCGGCCCUGGGGAUGCCUGGGCUCCCUUCGUCUCUCUCCUGCCCUCUCAGUGGCUCUCAGCCCAGACAGAGACUGGGUGGCUGUUGGCUACCGAAAAGAUGGCAUUAAGAUCUACAAAAUCCCUGCAGGUUCCCAGCAGGUGCUGUGUCAAAUGGUAGACGUGGCAGUGUCUGCACUGGCCUGGCUAAGCCCCAAGGUGUUGGUGAGUGGUGCCGAAGAUGGGACCCUGCAGGGCUGGGUGCUCAAGAAUCGCGUCCUUCAUUCCCUCUGGCUCCUGCCCAGAUACCAGAGGCCGGUACUGGGACUGGCCAUCUCCCAGGAACUCCUGGCUUCUGCCUCAGAGGAUUUCACAGUACGGCUCUGGCCAAAGCAGUUGCUGACACAGUGGCACAAGACAGAAGACUUUCCCUGUGGUACUGAGCUCCGGGGACACGAGGGCCCUGUAAGCUGCUGUAGCUUCAGCAUGGAUGGAGGCAGCCUGGCCACUGGGGGCAGGGACCGGAGUCUCCUCUGCUGGGACGUGAGGACACCACAAAGCCCUCUUCUGAUUCGCUCCUUCCCUGCCUGUCACCGUGACUGGGUCACUGGCUGUGCCUGGACCAAGGAUAAUCUUUUGAUCUCCUGCUCCAGUGAUGGCUCUGUGGGGCUGUGGGACCCGGAGUCGGGGCAGCAGCUUGGUCAUUUCCUGGGUCAUCAGAGUGCCGUGAGCGCCGUGGUGGCUGUGGAAGAACAUGUGGUGUCUGUGGGCCGUGACGGGACCCUGAAAGUGUGGGACCAUGGAGGUGUGGAGCUGACCAGCAUCCCUGCCCACUCAGGACCCAUCAGCCACUGUGCUGCUGCCCUGGAUCCCCACCCAGCUGGACAGCCUGGAUCAGAGCUUCUGGUGGUGACUGUUGGACUGGAUGGGGCCACACGGCUGUGGCAUCCACUCUCGGUGUACCAUACACACACCCUCCUGGGACACAGUGGUUCCAUCAGUGCAGCUGCUGUUUCUGAGAGCUCAGGCCUCCUGCUGACUGCCUCAGAGGAUGGUUCAGUGCGGCUCUGGCAGGUACCUAAGCAAGCAGAGGGCACAAACGUACCUAGAAGUUCUGCAGCCAUCACUGCUAUAGCCUGGGCGACGGACGGUUCUCUGGCUGUGUCUGGAAAUCAAGCUGGGGAAUUAACCCUGUGGCAGCAGGCGAAGGCUGUGGCCACAGCACAGGCUCCAGGCCGUGUCAGCGCUGUGAUCUGGUUGUCAGCAUAUACCUUCUAUGUUCUCAGUGCUGAUGAAAAAAUCAGCAGGUGGGACGUGGAAUUCGAGAGCGAUUUGACCUCCACAACUUUCAGUCUUUGCCUGAGCCAAGUUCUACAAGAGGACUUAGGGGUCCUGACAAGUAUGGACCUGGCCCCUGAUGGUCAUUCUCUCAUCUUGGUCAAAGCGAAUAUGGAAAUACUACAUCUGCAGCCUGGGAAUGCUCCGUCUAUAAUCGGGAACAGGGUUGGAAUUCAUCCUAUACUACUGUCUACCCACAAGGAGUAUGGUGUGUUCCACCUGAGCACAAGAUACUACCAUGUAUCUCUUUACUUCUCAUCAUUUUUAUGUGCCAGCUCUGAUGGAGAGCUGUGGAGGCUGGCUGGAUGCACCCGCAAAGGAGAAUGGGCCACAGGAAACACCCGGCAGAAAAAAGUAGCAGCACCUGAAGUCCAGGCUUCAGGGACAGACCCAUACUGUGCCAGCAUGGAUAAGUGGCCACAGGUCCCAGAUUUAAAGACGCAGCUGCAUAGAAAGAUUCACUCGGACUCUGUCACAGCCCUCCAUGUGCUGCCUGAGUUGCUGGUGACAGCUUCGAAGGACAGAGAUGUUAAGCUGUGGGACAGACCCAGUAUGCAACUGCUGGGCCUGUUCCGAUGUGAAGGGGCAGUGAGCUGCCUGGAACCAUGUCUGAGACCUGACUCGACCCUGCAGCUUGCUGUGGGAGACACACAGGGCAAUGUAUACUUUUUGUCCUGGGAAUGAGAGUGCACUACUCAGGGGCGAGUUGAUACCACUUAAGCUAGAGAUGCAAAGCCUGAAAGUAUGUGGCUACCUCCUUCCUCACAUUGUACAAAUAAAGUGCCAGAGUGUCU